This is a messenger RNA of Asterias rubens (European starfish), 3225 nucleotides long. Its product is annotated as pinopsin-like. Gene Ontology annotation, biological process: visual perception; G protein-coupled receptor signaling pathway. Lineage: Eukaryota; Metazoa; Echinodermata; Asteroidea; Forcipulatida; Asteriidae. The record is from RefSeq and is a predicted model, not a curated record. The transcript is spliced from 5 exons. The coding region runs from base 1 to 1419 and encodes 472 amino acids. Gene Ontology annotation, molecular function: G protein-coupled receptor activity. Gene Ontology annotation, cellular component: membrane; photoreceptor outer segment.
AUGAAUACCACUACUUCAUCGUGGGUAACGGGUGACACUUUGGCGUCUACGCUAACUGGAGAUACCACUACCAAUACCGUAGAGGAGGUCUCCGCUACCGUCUACAAUGCUACCGCGGUCUACCUGGGACUCCUCACUUUCUUCGGCAUUUUCAACAAUGGCCUCGUCCUGUUUCUCUACGCCCGCUACAGGAAUCUACGCAACCCGAUCAACAUGUUUCUGGUGAACAUAAGCGUUGGAGACUUGAGCGUGUCAAUUUUCGGAAGCCCGUUUACGUUUGCGUCAAAUGUUGCUAGGAGAUGGCUAUUCGGACCGGGUGGAUGCACUUGGUAUGCCUUUAUCGUUACGGUUUGCGGUACGGAACAGAUCGUAGCGUUAGCAGCGGUUUCCAUCCAUCGAUGCUGUCUGGUUGUUCGUCCCUUCACUGCACAGAAGAUGAACACACGAUGGGGACUACUUUUCAUCUCUAUGACGUGGCUGUACUCCUUAAUAGUGUCAUUACCGCCCGCCUUCGGAUGGAGCGAAUACGUGCUUGAAGGCACAGGAACAGCUUGUUCGGUGAACUGGUAUUCUAAUGCUCCUGGCACCUCGUCGUACAUCAUAUUUAUUUUCGUCAUGGUGCUUGCUAUUCCGCUGUCUCUGAUUAUUGGCUCGUAUUCACUUCUCAUCUAUGCUGUCAAAAAGAUCGGGUCAAGCGAAGCUGCCCAGUCAUCUCAACACAAGGCUGACAAGAAAGUCACCAUCUUAGUGGUUGUCAUGAUCACUUGUUUCCUAGUAGCUUGGUCUCCGUACUCAAUCUUCGCUCUGUACGUGGCGGCUAGUAAAGACAACAAGGUGUCUGUUGUCGGUGCUACUCUACCGGCCAUGUUUGCCAAGGCUUGUACCGUGUACAACCCUAUCAUUUAUUUUCUGAUUAACAAACAGUUUAAAGAGGCUUUUAUUGACCUGAUGUGCUGCGGACGUAACCCAUUCUCAAGAGACGACGAGCCUGCGGGGAACACCGGGUCGGGCGGUGGUAGAACCGGCACUGCAAUUAGGGCAGCGACCUCCAGGCGAGGCCAGCAAGAGCCGACCGGGGCACGCAGUCAACUCGAUAACCCCAACGACAUUUCCGUCAACAUGGAGACCCAAAUGUCCGAGAUUGGUGUGACGCCGGCCACGACGAGACGCCACAUCAAGACGGCCGACUGGGGAUCGAAACCAUCGUGCUCUCAGCAGCAACAGGUCACUUCUCUGGACCGGGAGUCUGUCACCAAAACGCAAGUGGAGGUCCUCCGAGUCGAAGAAGCUGACAAGUCGGAGGAACCGACGGUGGUAGAGAAGAAAGCUUUGAAGAGGCAAAGUAAAAGCUCAAGGAGCAGCAAGGUGUGUCCUGUGGAAGAGCCAGACAAUGAAGCAGCACCGGUAGAAAAUGCAUGAAUGAAUGAAAACCCAGUUAGUUUCUUCAGCAUGCAAGCAUGCAAGAAAAUGCACAACACAAUUUAAAGUCAUACAAAACAGUUUAUGAAAACGAAAUCCUAGCAUAACCAUAAUAGUAGGACAAAUUGUAUUUCUACGGAGCUCUUGAAGUGCCAUUCGGCCGGUUGAGAUCUUUGAUUUGAUUAUCUCAAGAUGACGAGACGUAGGAUGCGAUGAUGAGUUAGUCGUCAGAGGUUAUUUCUGGCCGCGACGUCUUCAAAGUAGGAUGACGACUUCCCGGGAUAGUUAUUUGCACGAUGACGUCAUCUUGGUAUUAUGGCACGAUGACGUCAUCUGGGUAUUAUGAUGUCGACUUAGCGAGAUGAUUUAUCGCACGAUGGCGUCAUCUUGGUAUUAUGAUGUCGACUUCUCGAGACGAGUUAUCGCACUAUGACGUCAUCAUGGUGUUUGUCGACUUCUAGAUGAGUUAUCGUACUAUGACGUCAUCAUGGUGUUGUGAUGUCGACUUCUAGAUGAGUUAUCGCACGAUGACGUCAUCAUGGUGUUAUGAUGUCGACUUCUCAAGAUCCUGUAUUGAACGAUAAUGACAUAUUGAUACCCGAAUGUCGACUUUCCGAAAUGAUUUAUCACACGAUGACGGCAUCUUGAUAUCUGGAUGUUGACUUAUCGAGAUGAUUCACGCACGAUGGCGAUAUCUUCAUUAGGAUAUAGAUGUCUCGAGAUGAUUUAUUUUUUGACGAUAUCUAGAAAUGAUGUCAAUUUUCCGAAAAGUUUUAUUGUACAAUGACGACAUCCGUAGAGAUAAAUGUUAAGUUGAUUAUGGACCCUGUUCACAUUUCAAGGAAGGAGUGUACAGUCUGCACAUUAUACACUACGUUUUAUGCAAUUGGAGAAAUUGUGAGCUGAUGAUUGAUCCUUGUGGAACCCAAGACAGAAGUGGGGUAGUAGCCUUUGAUAUUAUUCCGCUUAUAUUGACAUACUGUGUUCUGCUCUGUAAAAGUGAAAUCCGUGCUAUUGCAUUACCAUUGAUUCCCAGGGAACGGACGAAAUAAAAGCAAGGGACUUUUGCAUUUAACGCUUUUGCAAAUGUUCUUUAAAGGUUUUUUUUUUUUUCAAGGAUGUCGUCAUCAUGGGAUCAUCAAGAGGAUCCCAUGCAAGCGGAAUGGCGCUUCCAGAGCUCCGUACAAAUCAACAACAUACACCUCAAUUCUAACGAUCGAUUAAUAACUGUCAGCAACAUUUUUAGUUGAUUUUUUUAAGGGUAAUAAACACCUUUAACAUUUUCUGAAAUGGAUUUUCCGCGGUCAAUGCGAUCGGCACCAAACCAAUUUCGAGACGAGUCUUGUUAUAGAAUCAUAGUUUACGUUCCAUUACUUCUGCUGGUCAACAACAAGACUGAUUAUAUAUGCAUUAGUGUGGCACCACGGGCGACACGAGAAGUGCAAAAUUCCUUAGGGUUAUGUUGAAUAAUUUGUGUCAGUAUUCAGCAACCAGAAGCUUUAAAUCUCCGACUAUCGCUGAGUGGCUCUCAGACAACAGCUUCUUUUUUUUCCUUUACGUUUUACCCUGGCAACCUAAAUCCAUCUUCUUAUUUUGAAAGGCCUGUUAGGCGAUGUUUUAUUUAAAGGUGCUUGUUUUUAGUGGUAUCUCGGUAAACGGUACAAAAUCUAAUGCACAUUUGUACGCACGCCGCUUUGCGUCGCGAAUCAAAUGUCGCGCCGAUUGUCUUAGUUAAACUGUACACGUUUGAUAAUUGUCGAUUGGGCUCAAUCGGUCAUCGAAGUUGCGAGAAAAUGAUGACAGAAA